Messenger RNA from Erinaceus europaeus (western European hedgehog), 2477 nucleotides. It is a transcript of the gene VTCN1, whose product is annotated as V-set domain containing T cell activation inhibitor 1. The coding region runs from base 300 to 1139 and encodes 279 amino acids. The record is from RefSeq and is a predicted model, not a curated record. Lineage: Eukaryota; Metazoa; Chordata; Mammalia; Eulipotyphla; Erinaceidae. The transcript has 8 exons.
UGCCCCAGCCCCACACUCGGCAGCACUCCAGCACCCCAGCACCUGGCCCUCACUACAGAGAGGACCUCGUCAUGGCUUCCCUGGGACAGAUCAUCUUCUGGAGAAUGUGAGAUCAUUCAGAAAUGCAAUGCAGCCUGGUUUAUCUCAUAUGCCUGGUGUCUUCUGGGUGCUGCAGCAGACAGUAGUAGCUGGAGCAGAGACAGCUCUGUCUCUAUAUGUCUCAAAUAAGAAGAGCAAUAAAGUCAACCCAGGAGUGGUGAAAUCACACAUGUGUGAGGCCACUGUGCCACUGGAAAAAAAUGGCAGGAUAUUUAUCAAAAAGCAUCAUUAGCAUCAUCAUCAUUUUGGCUGGAGCAAUUGCACUCAUCAUUGGGUUUGGUAUCUCAGGGAGACAUGCCAUCACAGUCACUACUCUCACUUCAGCUGGGAACAUCGGGGAGGAUGGAAUCCUGAGCUGCACUUUUGAACCUGACAUCAAACUUUCUGACAUCGUGAUACAGUGGCUGAAGGAAGGUGUUAUAGGCCUGGUGCAUGAGUUCAAAGAAGGCAAAGAUGACCUGUCAGGCCAGAAUGAAAUGUUCAGAGGCCGGACGGCCGUGUUUACCGAUCAAGUGAUCGUUGGCAAUGCCUCUCUGAGGCUGAGAAAUGUGAGACUCACAGACGCUGGCACCUAUAAAUGUCACAUUAUCACUUCUAAAGGCAAGGGGAAUGCUAACCUUGAGUAUAAAACUGGAGCCUUCAGCAUCCCAGAGGUGAAUGUGGACUAUAAUGCCAGCUCAGAGAGUCUACGAUGUGAGGCACCUCGAUGGUUCCCCCAGCCUACAGUGGCCUGGGCAUCCCAAGUUGACCAGGGAGCCAACUUCUCAGAAGUCUCCAACACCAGCUUUGAACUGAACUCUGAGAAUGUGACCAUGAAGGUUGUAUCUGUUCUCUACAAUGUCACUAUCAACAACACAUAUUCCUGUAUGAUUGAGAAUGACAUUGCCAAAGCCACAGGGGACAUCAAAGUGACAGACUCAGAGAUUAAAAGGCGCAGUCAUCUACAACUGCUGAGCUCAGAGGCUUCUGCUUGUGUCUCCUCUCUCUUUGCCAUCAUCUGGGUGUUCCUGCCUCUACUCUCUCACCUGAUGCUAAAAUAAUGUGCCUCAACCAUAGAAACAUAUUAACUCAUUGGUAUGACAGAAAAGAAAAUAGGUCCUGACCUUCACAUGAAAGUUGUAUUUGGAGACUCAGCCCUCUGGGCAUGGGAAAUGAAAACAAGAGUAAAUAAAUAGGAUUACAUGAAACUAAAAAGCUUCUACACAUCAAAAGCAAAAGCACAAGAAUAACCAGGUAACCCAGUAAAUGGGAGAAGAUAUUUGCACUUCACAUAUCUGACAAGCGACUGCUAACAAACAUAUAUACAGAAUUGGCACAGAUCUACAGAAAAGAAGCAAAAAUAACCAAAUAAAAAGUGGGCCAAAGAACUAAACAGGCCAUUUUCUAAAGAAGAGAUACAUAUGUCCCACAGACAAAUGAAGAAAUGCUCCGCUUAACAGUAGAGAAAUGCAAAUUAAAACUACACUGAGAUACCACCUCACACCUGAAAGGAUAACUUAUGUUAACAAAUCAGGAAAUGCAAGUAUUAGAGAGGGAGAGGUUGGGGGGAAGCAACUCUGCUACACUGUUGAUGGGAAUACAAACUGGUACAGCCCCAUUGGAAGACUGUAUGGAGAGUCUUUAACCUAAUAAGAGUGGAAUUACCUUAUGACCCAGCUAUACCACUAUUGGGCAUUUAACCUAUGAACACUCAAACACUAAUUCGAAGGGACAUAUGCAUCCCUGUGGUCAUAGCUGCAUUAUUCACAAUAGCCAAAAUUUGGAAGCAGCCCAAAUGCCCAUCAACAGAUGACUGGCUAGAAAGUUAUGGGAGAUAUUUUCCAUGGAAUAUUACUCUGCAAUCCAAAAAGAUGACAUUGUGUCCUUUGGGACACAAUGGAUGGAAGUGAAAGUGAUUAUGCUUAGCGAAAUAAGCAGAAAGAUGAAAGACAACUACUGGAUGGUUUCACUCAUAUGUGGAAUCUAGAGAUUAUAUACACAUGAACUUGAAAACAAAAACAGAAACAAACAAGCAAACUGUUUCUGAGACUUGUGAGACCUAUGGUGGUUAUCUCUGGGAGGUGGGAGGGUGGAGAUACAGAACUUUGGUGGUGGGUGCGGUGUGGAACUAUACAUUGUAAUCUUACAAUCUUAUAAACCUACUAUAAUAACAAAUAAAAACAUUAAAAAAAUUAAAAAGAUAGCAGGUCCUGAAAGGUUAAGUAAAUUACAUAGGAUCACAACAAACGUGUUGUGCCAGAAUUCGAACUCAAUUCUAUCAUCACAAACCAUGUUGUUUUGAAAGAGUAUGGACAUAUGUAAAAGUGAUGUUAAUUUUCUAAAACAUUCUAGUAUUGACCUUUGUGUUGUCAUUACAUUUAUUAAAAUAUGACAAUUUA